GCAUUUGUUAUAAAAACAGUAUGCUCAUGAAUGUAACAUUUCAUAUAAAGACAAGGUUUUCUUUUCGUUCACAUGUACCAAUAUAACAUGCUGAUGGAUAAACGAAGUGGGAUUACCUUGCUGCUGUUGCUGUGUCAAAAUGCAUGUUUCCUCUCUGCAAGUAAUCCAUUACUACAAUCAGUGGCCUGUGAAGGACAAUCUGCAUCCCUCAGUUGUGACUGGGGAUUCAUACAUGUCAUUGAUGCCAAUUAUGGAAGGAAUGAUGGCAGGAUAUGCUCUGCUGGACAACGACAUGAGUCACUCUCAAAUGUUCACUGCUUCCAAAAAACAUCCCUCCAAACGAUGACCACAAGGUGUAAUGGAAGAAAAAGCUGUUCUGUUCAAGCAGUGAACUCAGUUUUCAAUGAUCCUUGUUAUGGGACCUAUAAAUACCUGCAAGUGUCUUAUCAGUGCCGCCCACUUAAACAAAGUGUAACUUGUGAAAGUCGCCAAAGUGUCAUUAAGUGUGAGAGUGGUGUUGUUGCUGUUCAUCAUGCCAAUUAUGGACGGCGGGAUCUUCAACUCUGCCCUGAUAAAUACGUGAAAAAUUCAGAUUGUUACUCUCCCCAGACUGCCAGUAUAAGUUCCAGGUGCGAUGGAAGAAAGUAUUGUGUUCUAACUGCUUCAAAUUCAGUGUUCCCUGAUCCGUGUUUCGGCGUCUAUAAGUACCUGGAAGUGACAUACUCCUGCAAAUGAGUUUAGCAUGAUUUACAUCAGUCGGUGAGGAAACGGCCUGGAAGAGCAGAAGCAGCACAUCCUUUUCUUUAGCACUGCCAUUUCUGUUUCUCUU
Carassius auratus (goldfish) is the source of this 829-nucleotide messenger RNA. Its product is annotated as L-rhamnose-binding lectin CSL3-like. NCBI's taxonomy places the organism in Eukaryota, Metazoa, Chordata, Actinopteri, Cypriniformes, Cyprinidae. The transcript is spliced from 9 exons. The record is from RefSeq and is a predicted model, not a curated record. Gene Ontology annotation, molecular function: carbohydrate binding. The coding region runs from base 73 to 735 and encodes 220 amino acids.